UGCCAUAUUGGAACGAGCUCUGUGCUGUGCAGUUGGAAGACGUCGCUCGCUGGCUUCCACCGAACGAAAAAGGCUCGCAAAUUUGACGCGAAAAAAAACAUAAUUAAGAUUACUCUGACGUUUUUCUGGCGCUGUACCCAAUGAUUUAUGAAAACUUGCCUGUGGAGGAAUGGGGGAGAUGCAGUGAAGACUGAGGAGUCUGAAGACAGACGGACAAAGGGUAAAAGGGUAAAGGUUACCCGGAAGAGAGCAGGAUGCAGUCCCGCCCACAGGACAGGCCGUUGGCCCUCUCCGCGGGGAAAUCCCACAGCCCGACCAAUGGGAGAGAAGAACGGGUGUACUCAGACGUGGACUCCAUGGAGGAAGAGGCAGACUUUAAUUGGGAGGAGUACCUAGAGGAGACGGGGGCGACCGCUGCACCCCACACCGCUUUCAAACAUGUGGACAUCAGCCUACAGAGCAGCUUCCAGCCGGGGAUGAAGCUGGAGGUGGCCAAUAAGAGCAGGCCAGACACUUACUGGGUGGCCACCAUCGUCACCACCUGCAGCCAGCUGCUGCUGCUGCGCUUCAGUGGCUACGGAGAUGACCGCAAGGCCGACUUCUGGUGUGAUGUCAUGACUGCCGAACUCCACCCAGUAGGCUGGUGCACCCAGAACAACAAGACCCUCCAACCCCCUGAAGAUAACGUUUACCUAAGAAAAGCCAUCAAGGAGAAGUACAGUGACUGGACAGAUUUUCUCAUCCAGGACUUGACUGGCUCACGGACCGCACCAGCAAACCUACUGGAAGGGCCUCUGAGGGGAAAGAACACAGUGGAUCUGAUUGUGGAGGGUUCGGUGAUGGAGGUACGGGACCUCACUGACCCCUUCCUCUACUGGGCUGCUCGCGUCGCCCAGAACAUUGGUGGGAGGCUCCGCCUGCGCCAUGUAGGUCUCCAAGACGACGCCCACGACACCUGGCUGUUCUACCUCGACGUGAGGCUCCGCCCACUGGGCUGGGCUCAGGAGAACCGCCUGUCACUGGAGCCCCCAGCAGAGUUGCGCGGCCUGAAGAGCACUCUCGAGUGGCAGGAGGCCCUGGAGGCAGCGCGGAGCGAGGCCCAGCAGAACCCACUGCCCCUGGAGGUGUUCAAGGACCAUGCAGACCUGACCAAACACUCCUUCAGGACGGGGAUGAAGCUGGAGAUGGUGUCGCAGUCGGAACCGUUCCACAUCUGCCCUGUAUCUGUCACACAGGUCUACAAUGAGCACUACUUCCAGGUCACAGUGGACGACCUCACUCCAGAGGCCACACCCCUGUCCCUGGUGUGUCAUUCUGAGUCGCCGGGCAUCCUCCCCGUCCAGUGGUGUCUGAAGAACGGGAUUGGUCUAGAGCGGCCGAGGGGCUACCUGAGCCAGGACUUUGAUUGGGCGGACUACCUGAAACAGAGUGGGACUGAGACCGCCCCCGACGCAUGCUUCCCUGACGCGUGGCAGAGCCGAGGCUUCGCUAAAGACAUGUGGCUGGAGGCCGUUAACCCUGUCAGGCCCACCGAGGUGUGUGUGGCUCAGAUCACACAGGUCAGGGGUCGCCUGCUGUGGCUCAGACUGGAAGGCCUGCCGAAGUCCUUCCCUGAAUGUAUUGUGGAUGUGGAGUCCAUGGACAUCUUUCCUGUAGGAUGGUGUGAGACCAAUGCUUACCUCUUGACUCCACCACUGAAGCCUGUCUGCCAGCAGCAGAAGAAGAUAGCCGUCGUCCAGCCAGAGAAGCAGUUGGCUCCGCCGCAACCCGCGGAGACAAUCCCUCUCGACCUCUGCGAGCCCGUUGCCAUGGAUACAGGCUCAGCCAAUGGGAGAUACUGUUGUUCCAGGAUCUAUGUGAACCACCGCUGUUUCUCUGGCCCUUACCUAAACAAGGGCCGCAUCGCUGAGCUGCCCCAGGCUGUAGGGCCGGGGAAAUGCACUCUGGUCCUCAAAGAGGUGCUGAGCAUGCUAAUCAAUGCGGCCUACAAGCCUGGGCGUGUCCUGAGGGAACUACAGGAUGUGGAAGAGCGGCACUGGGACUGCCACGAGGAGACCCUCAAAGCCAAAUACAAAGGGAAGACGUAUCGAUCGUCCAUCCGGAUCGUCCGUCUGGCAGAGCAGAUCCCAGACUUCUGUCGCAAAGUGUGUGUGAAGCUGCAGUGCUGUCCCAACCUCUUCAGUCCCGUCCAAGUCACAGACCAGUGUCCUGAGAACUGCUCCAUUCAGACCAAGACCAAAUAUAGUUGGUGUGUGCGUGCGCGAACAAAUACAGUAAUUUUCUACAAGUCGUAUUACUACGGUAAGAAGAAGAAGCUGUCUAAGCCGUUUGGAGGAGAGGAGAGUCUGGAGGCCAAACCCACACGACGCAGGAAGAAGAGGAAGGCCAUCUUUGUCCAGAAGAAACGGCGCUCGUCUGCAGUGGACUACACUCCUGCAGGGUCACCACAGGACAGUGAUGAAGACGAGGAUGAAGAUGAUCUUAUGUUGCAGUCGGGCAGUGAAGAAGGCACCAGCUCUGAGCCGCGCGAGGACCACACAGACACUUCCUCUGUGGAGGUGGCUAACAGCCGGCCGCGGCGCGCUGUGACGCUACGCAGGGCCACUCAUACCGGCAUAGCUUCGGGCAGCCGUGAGGGUCCUGAAAGCAGGAGGCGGAGCACUCGGUCCCUGUCAUAUAACCAGGGGAACAAGUACCACCCACCCAAGAGACAGGAGAUGCAGGUAGAGUGUAGUGAGGCGGAGUGCCGGCUGGUGUUGGAGAGGAACCCUCUGGAGUGGUCCGUAGAAGACGUGGUCACCUUCAUCACCUCCACCGACUGUGCUGCUCUCGCCAACAUCUUCCAGGAGCAGGACAUAGAUGGCCAGGCGUUGUUGUUGCUGACCCUGCCCACAGUCCAGGAGUGUAUGGAGCUGAAGCUGGGUCCAGCCAUCAAGCUGUGUCACCAGAUAGAGAGGGUCAAGGUGGCCUUCUAUGCCCAGUACGCCAACUGAUCCUGGGCAUCUCACCUGGCACCUUUUACCCUGUAGAGCACAGGCUGUCUGGAGAUGCCCCGCCCAGUACACCUUCAUCUGAGGAAGAGGAGGAGAGAUGAUUUCGCUUAAUGCCAAGUCUGGGAUUACCUGGUCUAGAAGGUUGGGAGGAAAGUGGGAAAACUGGUAAUGCUGUCACUUAGGAAUUCCUCAAUUCUGGACAUGGAUUACCCAGCCACUUUUCCGUGGAUUACUGAUGUCACAUAGAGAAGGAAGUGACGUCAGAGGAAGUAGCGGAGGAGCUACCCACAUACGGAGCUCAGGACGUCAUCUGCGACAACAGGCAGAGAUGGAUUGGAAGGUUCCGAUUUCCAUAAUAUUGUGUGGAAGGAUCAGUCAACUGUGAAUGGUUGAGUACGAUACAUAUGAGUCAAUCCAUAUGGAAUACAGAUCUGUGAAGAAACUGAUCGAAAUCGAGGAUUAUUUUCUUGGAACAUUUUGAAAUCGAGGAUUAUUUUCCUGGAAAAUCGUAUUUUUUUUACAUGCUGUUUCAGACUAAUGGCCCUGGAUAGUGUUUAUGAACAAAUGUUAUUAAAUAUUUGUUCAACGUUUUCCCUCUUUGUUAUAUUUAAGUCAAUUAGCUUAAUAUAUUUCAUUAACGAAAAUCGGUUAGUAACCUACAAUAUAUUUGCAAUAUUUAUUGUAUUCCUUAUUGAAUAGAUAUAAUAUCUUAUUUGGAUGUAAGAAAAAUAUAUUUAGAGAGAGUUGAUAGGCUAUUGAAAUGUCCAAGUCUUUGGGUUCAAAUAUGUAUUUAAGGAUGUUCAUGAGUUAUUCCAGUCAAUAGUAAUUUAGUCCUGUUAUUAAAUUAUCUGUUUGUUCUUGUGUGCAUAGGGAAAUAGUAGGUCCGCUGCAUUUUCUCAUUAAGUUUAUAAAAAAUCCUGGUAACACUUUAUUUGGAUGGUCCAUCUGUAGAUGCUCUACAGACUAUCAGUAACAUUUCAACUAACUAUCUACUAGCCCUAACCUAACCCUUACCUUAACCCUUAUUCUAAACCUUACCCUAACCGUAACCUUAGCAAGCAGUUGCUUAUCAACAGAUAGUCUGUUGCUAGUAUCUACAAUGUGACCAAAGUCCUGAAUGAGCUUUUUACCCUUUUCACUUUUUAAGAAGUUGUUUUCACAAUCAUGUAAACAGUCAUGUCAAAUGCGUUGUAUCCAUCUAUGCAAAAUGCUGUGCAGAUAUUUUUGAUAAGUGUUGAUAAGAAAAUAAAUUUCUACAGAUUUUGUAA
Messenger RNA from Salmo salar (Atlantic salmon), 4261 nucleotides. Its product is annotated as scm-like with four MBT domains protein 2. Gene Ontology annotation, molecular function: transcription corepressor activity; histone binding; chromatin binding. Gene Ontology annotation, biological process: negative regulation of DNA-templated transcription. The record is from RefSeq and is a predicted model, not a curated record. Gene Ontology annotation, cellular component: nucleus. Lineage: Eukaryota; Metazoa; Chordata; Actinopteri; Salmoniformes; Salmonidae.